AUGGAUAAGAGAUAUUUUAUUAUUAUUGAUGAAACGGUGGAGUCUCAAGCACCUUUUUUCGCUCAAAAUCCUAUAUUUCAAACAUGGUUACGUGCUUAUAAUAAUGUACCUGAAGCCUUAAAAUUUAUAUCUCAAAUAAAAUUACCAUAUAGUAUAAAUGUAUAUCUAGCAAGAGAUAAUAUUUUUGAUGAUGGUUUACCAUCAAACAUAAAUGGUCAAAUACCUACUCUUAUUCAAACUUUAAAUGAUUUACAGACAGUUCAUCUUGUUACUAUAUUUACUCCCAAUAUAAGUACUGAUACUCAACCACAAAUUCGUGCCGUUACUUCUUAUCCAAGAUUGAUAAAAGACGUCAUUUCAGUGGUCGAUUUACAUGGAUAUAUGUGUUUAGAAGGUACAUCCUAUUUUGACCAGGAAAUAUCUCGUUGUAUUGUUACAAAAGAAGCACAUCUUACACAAAAUUUAAGUCAAAAUAGAGAAGAAUUAAUGAAAUAUUUGGAAAGAGUUCAUAAUGAUCGACAACAAAUACUAAAUGUUAUAGUAGAAGAACAUUUUAAUAAGCCCAGUGAAGAAUCACAAUAA
Rotaria sordida is the source of this 582-nucleotide messenger RNA. The record is from the annotation of a GenBank genome assembly. Lineage: Eukaryota; Metazoa; Rotifera; Eurotatoria; Philodinida; Philodinidae.